Messenger RNA from Guyanagaster necrorhizus, 906 nucleotides. RefSeq names its product solute carrier family 25 member 38. The record is from RefSeq and is a predicted model, not a curated record. Gene Ontology annotation, molecular function: glycine transmembrane transporter activity. Bases 1 to 906 code for a protein of 301 amino acids. Lineage: Eukaryota; Fungi; Basidiomycota; Agaricomycetes; Agaricales; Physalacriaceae. Gene Ontology annotation, cellular component: mitochondrion; mitochondrial inner membrane. Gene Ontology annotation, biological process: glycine import into mitochondrion. The transcript has 9 exons.
AUGAGCAAUGUGCAGCUUCAUCUUUUGUCGGGUGGUCUCUCCGGAUUUGCGACCACAAUAUGUCUUCAGCCCUUUGAUCUCAUCAAAACACGACUACAGCAAGGGGACGGAGCAAUAGGACGCCGACACACGUCGGUUAUUUUACAGACGACCAAGGAAGUUAUCUCCACUCAUGGUCUGCAGGGACUGUGGAGAGGUACAUCUGCCACCCUUUUAAGAAAUGUUCCCGGUGUAGCGCUUUACAUGACCAGCUUGACACAAAUCAGGACCAUCAUGGCAACUUCUCCCUAUUUUUCCGGCAUUCGUGCACCCUCGGACGACCGUUCAAGGAACGCUUCCGUGCUUCCGAAACUUAGUAACCAGGGAAAUUUGAUAGCAGGAGCUACUGCGCGAGUGGGAAUUGGCUUCAUUCUCAACCCGUUCUCUGUGCUGAAGGCCCGGUUCGAGAGCAAUAUCUACGCAUAUGAAAGUGUUGCACAGGCAUUGACCUCCAUCAUCCGGCAAGGCCCUUCUGAGCUGUUCCGAGGAUUUUUCGCAUCUUCACUACGAGAUGCUCCUUAUGCCGGCCUGUUCGUAGUUUUCUAUGAGGGAAUUAAACGCGAGGCCUCUUUGGUCGCCACUCCGACGUCAAGCAGCCAGUCCGCUGCCAUACACAGUGCUUCUGCUGCGUUAGCAGGGGGUAUAUCAACUAUGUUGACCCACCCCUUUGACGUGAUUAAGACGAAGAUACAAGUGCGUUCCGAGGACAGGUACCAUGGAUUUGCGAGGACGGUUGCGACGAUAUGGCAGCAACGUGGUGUAUCGGGAUAUUUCGACGGCGCAUCUUUGCGCCUUAUCCGAAAGGUCUUCAGUUCGGCAAUAGCUUGGGCUGUGUAUGAAGGCGUUUUAUUAUUAAUGCGGACUUGA